AUGAUCGGACCGUUAGAUCAAUCCCACCCACCGCUCAUGUGGGAACUUACAUAUCUAGAAUUGAAGGUUCAGAUAUUCCAAAUCGAUGCUUCUAGGAUUAGGUUAGUCAAUUGCCCUUCACUUGUACUAUCAUGGACUUCUGAAUUGGAGAUUUGUGGACUAUUGUUGACCUAUAGGAACUUCGAAAUUGGAGAUCAGAGGUUGUGA
Prunus armeniaca (apricot) is the source of this 207-nucleotide messenger RNA. Lineage: Eukaryota; Viridiplantae; Streptophyta; Magnoliopsida; Rosales; Rosaceae. The record is from the annotation of a GenBank genome assembly.